AUUUACAUCACCUAGACACUUCUCGCUUUCUAUUCUACUCCAAACGAGUCUAUUGAGUAUUAGGGUUUUCGGAUCUUCAAUUGUUUUCAGGGUUAAUUUUGUAUCUCCUUUCGUCAAAUUAUUUGCUCCUCAAUCAAAAUCUUAAGUUGUUUCUACAAAAUUACAAGGGCGUUGUAAUUAAUCUAGAAUGCCGCCGCGGGCGAUGAAGAAAACAGCCGGGCCAAAGAAAACAACCGGUAGGCCAGCUAGAGGAGCUGCAGCAAAACAGAAGGUUAAUAAAGAAGAAAGUGUGAAAAUUGAAGAAGUGAAGGAGGAAGAGAUGAAGGUUAUUGAAACCGUACAAUUUGAAGAACCUGUACCCGAGCCUGAACCCGAACCUGAAUUGAAACGGGAAGCUAAUGGAUCUUCCGAUAUUAAAGAGGAAGAUGAUGUCAAAGAGACAUUUUAUGAGGAAGACAGAGGUGAACGUUUAGAGCUGGAGGAUAAUGAUGCAGAGUAUGAGCCCGAAGAAGAUGUUCCUCUGGAUUAUGAUGAGAAGGAAAUCGAACAUGAAGAUGAUCCAGAGGAAGGAGAUGGGGUUGAGGAAGAGCCCGAGGAGGGCGAUUUAGGCGAACAUGAAGAAGGUGAUAUGGUUGUGGAUGAAAUGGAAGAAGUUGCUGAGGAGGUUGAAGGGGAAGAGGGUGAAGAGAAUAUUGAGGAGGGGCAUCACCACAUGGCUGAAGGUGAAGAUGAGGAGCACCAUGAAGUUGCUAGGGAGAGGCGCAAGCGCAAGGAGUUUGAAAUAUUUGUUGGAGGCUUGGACAAGGAUGCAACUGAUGAGGAUUUAAAAAAAGUCUUCAAUGCAGUAGGUGAGGUUAUUGAAGUAAGGUUAAUGAUGAAUCCCCAGACUAAGAAAAAUAAAGGUUUUGCUUUCCUACGUUUUGCCACUGUAGAACAAGCAAAACGAGCUGUAACAGAGAUGAAGAGCCCAGUGGUUAAUGGAAAACAAUGUGGUGUUACUCCGUGUCAAGACAGUGACACUCUUUUUCUGGGCAACGUAUGCAAGACUUGGACAAAAGAAGCUUUAAAAGAGAAGUUGAAAUAUUAUGGGAUUGACAGUAUUGACGACUUGACGCUGGUUGAAGAUAAAAGAGAGGGAAGGAAUCGUGGGUUUGCUUUUCUGGACUUUGUGUCCCAUUCGGAGGCAGUGGAGGCCUAUAAGCGUUUGCUGAAGAAAAAAGCUGUCUUUGGAGUUGAUAGAAUUGCAAAGGUUGCUUUUGCAGACUCUUUCAUUCAGCCUGAUGAUGCAAUCAUGGCACAGGUUAAAACGGUGUUUGUGGACGGUCUGCCUGCCUCAUGGAAUGAGGACCGUGUCAAAGAGCAUCUCAAGAAAUUUGGGGAGAUUGAAAAGAUAGAACUUGCUAGAAAUAUGCCAUCAGCCAAAAGGAAGGAUUUCGGUUUUAUAUCUUUUUGUGCCCAUGAUGAGGCAGUAGCAUGUGCUGAAGGCAUUAACAAUUCAGAAUUGGGAGAGGGGGAAAACAAGGUAAUGGUUAGGGCAAGAUUAUCUCGACCCCAUCAGAGAGGUAGAGGGAAGCAUCCUCAUGGAGAUUUUCAGCCCGGAAGAGGGAUUCCUUAUCCUAGUAGGGGUGGUUCUUGGAUACGUCCUGGACGUAGUUUGCAAGGUGGUAUUGGAGACAGAAUGCCGCCACCUCGUAGUCGUGGAUUCAAGUCACCCAUCAGAGGUAGACGCCCUGUUAUGGAUAUGCCAGAAAGAGUCAGGCCUUUGCCGCCCCCAGUGAGGUCCUACACAAGGAGACCAAUCCCUUCAUACACCAAGAGCAGUUCAAAGAGAGACUAUGGUCGAAGGGAUGAGCUUCCUCCAAGAAGCAGAAUCAUAGAUUACAGUUCUAGAGCCCCUGUGGAGAGGCGAUCGUUUUAUAGAGAUGAUUAUUCUCCUCCACGAGGAUCUGGCUAUGCCGAUGAAAUCCCACCACGAAUUGCUGCUCGUACUGCUGCUAGGAGAGGUUAUAUAGAUGAAAGUUAUGAGCGGAGAUUUGAAAGACCUCCUCCAAGUUACCGUGAUGCUCGGUCUCGUGACUAUGAAUCUGUUUCAGGGUCUAAACGCCAAUAUUCUGCAUUGGAGGAUGUUCCUCCACGUUAUGCUGAUGCUGGUCCGCGCCAAAGGGCUCGGCUAGAUUAUGGGGAAGGUGGCAGUGCUUCUCAUUACGGGGAAGCUUACAAUGACAGGCUUGGGAGAUCUCACCUGGGGUAUGGUGCUAGCAGAAGUUCUCUCUCUGCUCAGGACUCGCAUGGGAUUUAUGGCAGUCGUCAGAGUCUGGGUUAUAGUGGAGGUUCUUAUGGCGGCAAUGAUGUCAGUGGAAUGUACACCAGCUACGCUGGUGAUUACAUCUCUCGUGGACCUUAUGUUGGCAGUAGCUCUUACUCGUCAUCACUAUAUUCCAGUCGCAGCUUGGGUGGUAGCAGUUACCUUGGAGGUGGUGGUAGUAGUAGUGGUUCUGGAUCAUAUUAUUAAGGUAAGUCGAUCUAUCCGCAAAAUCAGUAGUUUGUUUUGUGGAUUGGUACCUAAACCUUAGCCGAUUUAGUAACAUUGGAAAAGAAACCUAAGAGCUCAAGAUUUUUCCUUGUCUUAUAUAUAUUUCGUGAUGAUUAUGUUUGGUGGUAUAAGACGGUGCUCCUUUGUAGCAGUCCGACUGAUCACGGCAGUAUAGAAGAGCUAUUUGGUCACUUAAAUUUGUGUAUGACAACAGAUUUUUACAAGAGGACGCUGUAGGGCGUAGGCUGUUGAGUUAUUUGAAGCUUGUGCGUAUGAGAUACCUACACUGUUGGAAAGAGAGAAUCGUGUAUAACCUAAGUGCAUAUGACCAGUUAAGUUCUGGAGGGAGAAAAGAUUUGUGUUCUUAAGUACACUGAAGCCCAAUAUAUUGGCCAAGCUAAAGAUGAGAGAACCACAUUUUCCCUUGUGUGCGUGCUACAAUGGAACUUCUUCAAUUUGGAGGAUUACUAGAAAGCCUAGUUUCUGUGGUAUGUUUGACAUGAAUAUUUAUUUCUCACCUCAAAGGUACCUGUCAUUUGAUGGACAAAGACGUUGUAUGCAGUUAUGAAAGAGCAAAAUAUUUGAUCUAAUCGUGAAAGAAUGAGGUGGUUGGAAUGUGAAUACAUAAGUACUAUUAAUUUUUUGUUGCUGAAAUUCCUUGGUUAAGUUGUAUAAUGGAGCAUGUUAUUGGUUUUUGCUGGAAUGGAAGUUUUCCUUUAUACCUCUA
Messenger RNA from Papaver somniferum (opium poppy), 3260 nucleotides. Its product is annotated as heterogeneous nuclear ribonucleoprotein Q-like. Bases 188 to 2512 code for a protein of 774 amino acids. Lineage: Eukaryota; Viridiplantae; Streptophyta; Magnoliopsida; Ranunculales; Papaveraceae. Gene Ontology annotation, cellular component: nucleus. The transcript has 11 exons. The record is from RefSeq and is a predicted model, not a curated record. Gene Ontology annotation, molecular function: mRNA binding.